Penicillium paradoxum is the source of this 720-nucleotide messenger RNA. RefSeq names its product 2-hydroxy-palmitic acid dioxygenase MPO1. Gene Ontology annotation, biological process: sphingoid catabolic process. Gene Ontology annotation, cellular component: endoplasmic reticulum. The record is from RefSeq and is a predicted model, not a curated record. Bases 1 to 720 code for a protein of 239 amino acids. NCBI's taxonomy places the organism in Eukaryota, Fungi, Ascomycota, Eurotiomycetes, Eurotiales, Aspergillaceae. The transcript is spliced from 2 exons.
AUGGCGCUUAACCUCGAGAAACAGCUGCUCUUCGUACGCAUUCACAGCGAAUCCCCAGACGAACAACGGCUGACUGUGAUAUACACCGCACAAGAGUCACUGACAGCGCAGGUCAACGUCGCAAUUCACGUCACUUGCGUCCCGAUUCUAUUGUUUACCGGCAUCAUCCUCGUACGUGAACCUCGACUAAGCCUCAAAUCUCAACAAGUUAUUACGAACAGGACAUACAUACUAACAGUGAUCUACCCGAAGGCUUGUAACUGCCCACCCCUCUUCAGUUUGCCGGACGCUCUCCAAAUCGAAUACCUGCCCGCAAAUGCCGGAACAAUCGGCGCCCUCAUUUACGCCACAUUUUAUGUGCUCUUAGAGCCUAUCGCCGGUGGCCUCUUCGCGCCUGCCGUGAUCGCGGCUGCAUAUUACGGAAACUACUUCCUCAGCACCUACGGUACCAUCGUGAACUACUGGGCCGGGGGCAUCCACGUCGUGUCGUGGUUGGCACAGUUUGUCGGACACGGCGCAUUUGAGAAGCGUGCCCCUGCAUUGCUGGAUAACCUUGUUCAAGCUUUGUUACUUGCGCCGCUAUUUGUGUGGAUGGAGAUCCUGUUCUUCUUCGGCUAUCGCCCGGAACUCAAGGAGCGUUUCGAGAAAGGCGUUGAGCUUGAGAUUCUGAAGUUCCGGAACCAGGGGAAGACUGAUGGUAAAGGCCAGGCGACGCAAUGA